Messenger RNA from Gryllus bimaculatus (two-spotted cricket), 1665 nucleotides. The record is from the annotation of a GenBank genome assembly. NCBI's taxonomy places the organism in Eukaryota, Metazoa, Arthropoda, Insecta, Orthoptera, Gryllidae.
CCACUGGAUGAUGCCACAAAGAGUGAACUUGAAGGUGCUUUGAAGUCUUUUUUGAAGAAGGGAGAAACAUUAUUGCUUACUACUAAAGUCGACCCAUCAAUAAUUGGUGGAAUGGUGGUCACUAUUGGUGAUAAGUAUGUAGAUAUGAGCAUUUCAAGCAAAAUCAAGAAAUACACAGACUUGAUACAAUCAGCUGCUUGAACUAGAAAUUUAUUGUAUAUGAAUUGUGUGUAUAGUGUACUAACGAAGUAUCAAUAAAAACUUCUGAAGUAGGAUCUAAGGCUCUAUUGUGAUUGUAAGAUGUCUUGUAGUUCUACAUUGUCAUGCUUACCUUAAAUUGUUUCCAAGCAUUGUAGAUGGUUAUAUUAAAAUGGUUGCCAAAAUAUUGUUUUUCUUAAUCAUUUUGAGCUUUUUGUAAAUACGUGCCAUUAUUUUCUGUUAUAAAAUUGUUAAAUGUCAAUUGGUAGUGUAACUCAGGUUUUUGUAAAUUGUGAACAGGAUUAUGAAGGUAUGCGAGAUCACGUAAAAAAAAAAGAGGAAUACAGAGAAGAGAAAUUAUGGUCAUAGUCUGCAGCAAACACUAGAUACAUUUAGAAAAAAAAAUUAACUAUAAUUCAUUCGAAAAAUAUGGGAUCUGAACCGCAGAUUAACUAACUAUUUUGUUUUUACAUUGCCUUUCCUUUCACAAAACUCGUAAAUGUUAACGUGGCAGCAAGUCGCGAAGAUGAUAAAAAAUAUCAGUGUUGCACCGAUGCUUAAAUAUCUUAAGUAGAAUUUACAUAUAGGCAAUUUUUUAAACAUAACUGUAGGCCUUUUUUUCUUCAUCUUAAGGUAUCGAGUAGAAAAAGUAAAAAUUAUAAAAAACAUACAGUACUAUUUUUUCAGACUGCAAGAGGAAUAUCGAAUUUACGACUUUCCUUAACUGGCCAUGAUCACUGUCAACUUCUAUUACUUUAAGUAAUAUAGUUUGUGAAUUAACCCGAAGAAACAAAGCUUAUAAGAUCAGUGGAAAGUUUUCCAUGAUUUUAGAAAUUUAAAUGCAAGCAAUGUGCAAGAACAAUCAAACUUAUUGCAAGACUUAUAUGGCCCAGAUUUAGGAGGCAUAGUGUGUUUUCGCACGCACCUUCUCUCACAUCUUAUAACCCUUGACCACGUGCAGGGCACUUGCGCCACCGCCUUUGUCGCGUUGCCUCUGGAGUAGGGGCGGCUGGUACCCCAACAGACUGGAGGUUGCACCUCCAUCCAGUGACGGAAAUGUAAUUUACAAGAGACGAAAAUAUAAUAAAAAUGUAAUGUAAUGUUCGAAUGAAUUAAAAGUUAAAUAAAAGUCUACAUUGAUUCAUUACUUAAUUUUAUGCGUCAUGACCGAGUGAGGUAUAUUAUACACCUGUGUAUGUGUUUCUGGCUUUGAUUUCCACUGGACAUCAAGUUCCUCUAGCACGUUGCAACAAGCACUAUUGGUUCAACACGUUUCACAGAAAUAAAAAGGGGUGAAUGAUGCACCGAACGUUACCGUGUGAGUAAAUACUUGACAAUUUGUAGACACAAUUCUGCAUUAAGAUCAUUCUUAUUUACCUGCUAGUACACAAAUAGAAUACACAUUCCACAAAGCCUUUAUUAUUAUUACUACUUGGAAUGGAUUUGACGCUAGAAAAAUAUCUGGUG